Mesocricetus auratus (golden hamster) is the source of this 658-nucleotide messenger RNA. It is a transcript of the gene Higd2a, whose product is annotated as HIG1 hypoxia inducible domain family member 2A. The transcript is spliced from 2 exons. The coding region runs from base 80 to 400 and encodes 106 amino acids. Gene Ontology annotation, biological process: mitochondrial respirasome assembly. Lineage: Eukaryota; Metazoa; Chordata; Mammalia; Rodentia; Cricetidae. The record is from RefSeq and is a predicted model, not a curated record. Gene Ontology annotation, cellular component: mitochondrion.
GCCCUCGUAGUGACCUCGUCACCACAAGGCGGGGUUCGGCGACCGAAUUUUUGUCCUACCUGUUUCUGUGCCGGUGGGUAUGGCGGCUCCGCGUCCUGUGAGUUCAGAGGCGCCUUUCGAUCCGUCCCAGACCCCAGUCAUCGAGGGCUUCACCCCCACGGUCUACAGCAACCCAGAGAGCUUCAAGGACAAGUUUAUUCGCAAGACUCGUGAGAACCCGAUGGUCCCCAUAGGCUGUCUGGGUACGGCGGCUGCCCUCUCCUAUGGCCUUUACUGCUUCCACCGCGGCCAGAGCCACCGCUCCCAGAUAAUGAUGCGCACCCGGAUCGCUGCCCAGGGUUUCACGGUCGUUGCCAUCUUGCUGGGGUUAGCGGCAUCUGCUAUGAAGUCUCGAUCUUGAGUGUAUGGCCGGGCCUUGAAAGCUCCAUGGAAAUCAUUAUAAAACCCAGGAGCAACAAACAGCCCUGUCAGACUUAUUCCCUCCUUUUCUGACAGUACCCUGUUGUCAUUUGGGUGAGGAAGUGGCCGAUUUUGUGACUGAUUUACACCCCCCCACCCGAUAUCCCAGGUUGACUUUAAUUGGGUUGCACACUAAAAAUUCGUGAUGUGUCCCCUUAACUACUUUGCUUAAUAAAACCUUAAUAUGUUUGCAAUGUGA